AUGUCAUUAUUAAAAUCAUUAACUUCAUUUACUAUCAACAACAUUACUAAUUCACAAUCGAUUGUUGAAUUAAAUAAUUCAAAUGUCCAAAAUAAUAAAUUCGAGAAUUCCUUAACUCAAUCUAAAUUAAACCAUUAUAAUAAUGUCCAUCUUUUCGGCUUUAGAAUUAAUAAUUAA
Dictyostelium purpureum is the source of this 177-nucleotide messenger RNA. RefSeq lists its product as uncharacterized. The transcript is spliced from 2 exons. NCBI's taxonomy places the organism in Eukaryota, Evosea, Eumycetozoa, Dictyosteliales, Dictyosteliaceae. The record is from RefSeq and is a predicted model, not a curated record. The coding region runs from base 1 to 177 and encodes 58 amino acids.